Molecule: messenger RNA, 3485 nt
Organism: Acipenser ruthenus (sterlet)
Lineage: Eukaryota; Metazoa; Chordata; Actinopteri; Acipenseriformes; Acipenseridae
Product: leucine-rich repeat neuronal protein 1-like
Exons: 2
Coding region: 558-2708 (716 amino acids)
Molecular function (GO): protein binding
Source: RefSeq, a predicted model, not a curated record
GUGCUCGCGUCGUAUUCUGUUACACAAAGCGGGGGCACAGACGCGAGAGCGAAUUCAGUAGAGAAGGGUUGUUCUCAGCAGCGUCGGAAAGGGUUUGCUGGUGGCAACCUAGGAUUUCCACUGCUAGUAAGCGACGCACUGUAGCAAAUGCACGGGGUUUAGUUCAGGAUAUAGGGAGAGAUAAACAAAUUCAUUUGUGUAUAGUACAACACUGCAUUUUUAUUGAGUCGCUAUACAUUGAUUUCUAUGCACAGAUUUUGUUCCCAAAGUGUGAACCGCUGAGUGAAAAGCAGAUGUUGGCAUGUAAUAGGCACGUUCUCGGAUACUGAUUCAGCAGAGCUAAAAGCCGGAGCCCGAAGAGCUUUGUCUAAGCACCUGGAACUGAGAACUGAGGAUUCAGAUCAUUUCCUGCUCUUCAAACCUGUAUACUAUAUUCCUAGUAGUAGAUACCCAAUUAAUGAACCCAGUAUUUUGUGUGUAUGCAAAUUUCACACCUCCUAUUAAAUUUAAUUAAUUGCUCAAUUUCCUGGCUGUUGUGGAGAGACUAGCCAACCAACAUGGCUAGAGAGAUGACUUCUUCAUUGCCUUGCAAAUUACUCAAAGGACUGCUUAUUGUUUCACUAACUGUGUCAUCAGUGCAGAACAGCGAGUGUCCUCAGCUGUGUGUAUGUGAAAUCAGGCCUUGGUUCACACCGCAGUCGACUUACAGGGAAGCCACCACUGUGGAUUGCAAUGACCUGCGGCUCAUCAGAAUCCCCAGCAACCUUUCUAGUGACACCCAAGUUCUCCUCCUGCAGAGUAACUACAUUGCGAAAACCACUGACGAACUGCAGCAGCUCUUUAACCUCACAGAGCUGGACUUAUCUCAGAACAACUUCAGCAACAUCAAAGAUGUUGGCUUGACUAACCUCUCGCAGCUGACCACUCUGCAUUUAGAGGAGAACCAAAUAGCAGAAAUGCAUGAUAACUGCUUGCAGGACCUGACUAACCUUCAGGAACUCUAUAUCAACCACAACCAAAUUAUCACCAUAUCAGCUAAUGCUUUCUCUGGCCUGCGGAACCUCCUGAGGCUUCAUCUGAAUUCCAACAGAUUGAAGGUCAUUGAUAAUCGCUGGUUUGAAUCCACUCCUAAUCUGGAGAUCCUUAUGAUUGGAGAAAACCCUGUGAUAGGUAUCUUGGAUAUGAACUUCAAGCCACUGGUUAACCUGAGAAGCCUGGUCCUGGCUGGAAUGGAGCUGACUGAUAUCCCUGGAAAUGCUCUUGUAGGACUGGACAAUCUGGAAAGUCUCUCAUUUUAUGAUAACAAGCUGGUGAAGGUCCCCCAACUGGCACUGCAGAAGGUUCCAAACUUAAAAUUUCUAGAUCUGAACAAAAAUCCUGUGCACAAAAUCCAAGAGGGGGACUUCAAAAACAUGCUUCGCUUGAAGGAACUUGGAAUUAAUAACAUGGGGGAGCUGGUCUCCAUUGAUAGAUAUGCACUCGACAACCUUCCAGAGCUGACCAAGCUGGAAGCCACCAACAAUCCUAAACUGUCCUACAUCAAUCGUGUAGCAUUUCGGGAUGUACCUUCUCUAGAAAGUCUAAUGCUUAACAAUAAUGCAUUGAAUGCUCUUUAUCAGAAGACAGUGGAGUCUCUUCCAAACCUCCGUGAGAUUAGCAUUCACAGCAACCCACUGAGGUGUGAUUGCGUUAUCCAGUGGAUUAACUCAAACAAAACUAACAUUCGAUUCAUGGAGCCCCUGUCGAUGUUUUGUGCCAUGCCACUCGAAUACAGAGGACAGCAUGUUAAAGAAGUGCUCAUGCAGGAGUCUGUCAAACAGUGUCUUCCAAUGAUCUCUCAUGACACUUUUCCAAAUCACCUUAACCUGGAUAUUGGCAUGACAGUAAACUUGGAUUGCCGUGCCAUGGCAGAGCCUGAACCAGAGAUCUACUGGGUCACCCCACUGGGAAAUAAAAUGACAGUGGAUACCUUGUCAGACAAAUACCGGGUCAGCAGUGAGGGGACUCUUGUACUAUCCCAUGUUCAGAUCGAAGAUUCUGGCCGAUACACUUGCGUUGCACAGAACUCAGAAGGUGCGGAUACAAGAGUGUCCACUAUCCGAGUUAAUGGAACACUUUUGGAUGGUUCUCAGGUCAUGAAAAUCUAUGUCAAGCAAACCGAAUCCCAUUCAAUCUUGGUUUCAUGGAAAGUUAAUUCCAACGUAAUGACUUCCAAUUUAAAAUGGUCUUCUGCCACGAUGAAGAUUGAUAAUCCACAUAUAACCUAUACGGCCAAGGUACCUGUUGAUGUACAUGAGUAUAAUCUCACUCACUUACAGCCUUCCACUGAAUACGAGGUCUGCCUAACUGUGUCCAACAUUCAUCAGCAAACUCAAAAGUCUUGUGUUAAUGUGACGACCAAGAACGCAGCUUUUGCAUUAGAUAUUUCUGAUCAAGGAACCAGUACAGCACUGGCUGCAGUGAUGGGAACCAUGUUUGCCAUUAUAAGCCUUGCUUCCAUUGCCGUGUAUAUUGCUAAGAGGCUCAAGAGAAAGAAUUACCACCACUCUUUAAAGAAGUACAUGCAGAAAACCUCUUCUAUCCCCUUAAACGAGCUUUACCCGCCUCUGAUCAACCUGUGGGAAGGCGACAGUGAAAAGGACAAGGAGGGCUCUUCUGAGAACAAGCCAAGCCAAGUUGACACGACAAGAAGCUAUUACAUGUGGUAAACCUUGAAGGAUUGUGUUUGCUUCUAGUUCCAGGAAGCAUAAAGACACUCUUUUGCUUUUUCCAUGCAAAAGUGAGACGUUGAGAAUUUUUUGUAUUUUCAGCUUUGCUAGUUUGUGGCAGAGUUGGUGGGGACAGGUGGAUAUAUUUUUUAGUAUAGCGUAUCGCCGUUUUUUGGACACUAAAUUGGCAGCUCCACUUGGCUUCCAAGGCUUCUUAGUUGCUGUGCUUUAUUUUUGUGAUGUUCUCUUCUUUGAUAUUGUUGAUGACAUUUUGGAUCAGCUGAUAAUCUUGCAGUGGCCUGAUCCAUUCUGUCACACAGUGUCAAUAGAGACUGCAGUGCUCCUUUCUUUGAAUAAAACAGUUUUAACUGUUGUGCACUGAAACAUAUUAACAAGUUUGUCUACAGACUGUAAAAGCUGACAAAGAGGAUUAGACUUGUUAUACUCUGUCUAUUGAAUAACGUUAGCGGAUUGUACUGUAAUGUUGUAUCAACUAUAAUUUGAACUUUUUUGACGAACAAAAAACUUUUUCAUUUUAGUACUAGUUUGCAGAGUACUGUAAAGCAAUAGAAAUGUGAAUGUUUGAUCAAAUAACAGUUAGGAGAUAGAUAACUAAGAACCGUAUCUGACAUUCUUUUUAUUCAUCUUCAUUUUAUUUUUUUGCUAGUACUGUCAAUGGCCGCUUCAUUUUGUUGUGAUUUAAACACACAAACUAUGUUGUAUAAUGAAGGCAAGACUAAAAUAAAUUACAAUUAUGUUCUGAUUUUUUUAUAUGCA